Aspergillus welwitschiae is the source of this 339-nucleotide messenger RNA. RefSeq lists its product as uncharacterized. Lineage: Eukaryota; Fungi; Ascomycota; Eurotiomycetes; Eurotiales; Aspergillaceae. The record is from RefSeq and is a predicted model, not a curated record. The transcript has a single exon. Bases 81 to 284 code for a protein of 67 amino acids.
UCUCCCACCUGUCAUGGAACUGGACCUGGAGAUGAGGUUUGACACGAGAUCAAGCUUAUCCUGCAUCCUCCAUCUGAUACAUGCCACAGAAUUGGCCGGUUACAGUAUCUAGACCAAUCCAUCUAUCGAGUUAUCUUUCUCCAGGUUACACGGGAAAUCUCCCAGCGGUAGGUCAGAUCGGAGGAACUGGUCUGGGGCAAAAUAGACAGGUGGUACUGCUGAUUUAUGUCGAAUCAUCGGGAGAACUGAGCACAUCGGCCACUUUUCUAGUAUCUACAUCGUGACUAGUAUUGACUGGGGCAACUAUCAAUGGAUGGAUGGAAGCAGGUCCCGGAGAUG